This is a messenger RNA of Penicillium odoratum, 519 nucleotides long. Its product is annotated as glycine decarboxylase subunit H. Gene Ontology annotation, cellular component: mitochondrion; glycine cleavage complex; cytoplasm. The transcript has 3 exons. Gene Ontology annotation, biological process: glycine decarboxylation via glycine cleavage system; protein lipoylation. Bases 1 to 519 code for a protein of 172 amino acids. Lineage: Eukaryota; Fungi; Ascomycota; Eurotiomycetes; Eurotiales; Aspergillaceae. The record is from RefSeq and is a predicted model, not a curated record.
AUGGCCUCCAUUGCUCGCGCUUUCCGUCCCUUUGCCUCCCGGGCCGUUGCCCAGAAGCCUUUGGCCUCCAGCUGCCGUGCUACACCUGCUUUCCGCUUCCCGCGGGGAACCCGGAGCUUCUCGCAGAGCCCUCUUGCUCAGGUGAAGAAGUACACCGAGUCACACGAGUGGAUUGAGCUGGCCGACGGCAGCAACACUGCCAAGAUCGGUAUCACCAAGUACGCCGCCAACUCCCUCGGUGACGUCGUCUACGUUGAGCUUCCUGAGGAGGGCCUUGAGGUCUCCGCUGGUGAGCCCGUUGGUGCCGUCGAGUCCGUCAAGUCGGCUUCCGAUGUUCUCUCUCCCGUUUCCGGCGUCGUCACCAAGGGUAACACCGUUCUUGAGGACAAGGCUAAGACCAUCAACGAGGGCGCCGAGGCGGAGGGAUGGAUCGCCGAGAUUGAGGUUAGCGAUGUUGCUGAGCUUGAGGCUCUCCUGAGCGAGGAGGCCUACCUCGCUUCUCUUGAUGGUGAUCACUAG